Messenger RNA from Fusarium sp. VM40, 3495 nucleotides. The record is from the annotation of a GenBank genome assembly. NCBI's taxonomy places the organism in Eukaryota, Fungi, Ascomycota, Sordariomycetes, Hypocreales, Nectriaceae.
AUGGAGUUGGCAGACGGAUCGACAGAUAUCGUGCAUCCAGAGGUGCGCGCGCACAUCAACAGUCUUGUCUCUGCUCUAGGAGGUGCCAGUGCCGACGACGAUGGCCGUUAUCAACUCGGAGACGACGCCCUCGAGGUUCUUCGCGAUAUAAAACGAUGGCUGCGAUUCUACGACGAAAAGACAAACCGCAUGGACGUUGCGCGAUGCAUCCACGAGGCGAACUUAAUCGAGGGUGACUUGCUCCCCAUUCUUGCGACAUGGCCCGAGAACGCUCUCGACAGCCAGUUCAAGGCCAGGAUAGCACUGGCUUGUUACGAACUGAUGGCGUCUCUCACUUGGCCAAUGGAGAAAGACAGAGAGCGCAUGACGAUCAAUCACCAUCGUCACAUGCCUGUCCUAGAGCUUGCUCAAGUUGGAUAUAAGCGAGCCAUCAUCAAUUUCGACGGCGCUCAAGUGCUUCACACAGCUGUGCGAGUGGCACUUCCAGCUAUGGCUGUUCCAAUCGGCGAUCGAUCACAGCGCGAGCAGGGCAUCAUCAAGCUCAUGUUGUUCUUCCUCCGCAACGUAGCAAUGAUCGAGCCACCACCCGACGUCAAAUACGAAGGCGACGAGUCCCAAAUAUCGCGAUCCGCCACCAUCGACGCAUUUUCGUACCAGGACAUCUUUCUCGUACUGUUGACUCUCGCUUCCAACAUGGGCGACGAUUUCCGAACCGAAGACACAUCUGUCAUGGAGGUUAUUUACCAUCUGGUGAAACAGGUCGACAUAGAGAAGCUCUUCAUGAACGAGCAGCAACUUAGCAAGGCAAAGGCCGGAGAGCUCGCCAGCAUGAUGAAUAAGGAGUCGUCCAUGCUGAAGGCAUAUAAUCGCAAGGGGCCAACCCGCCAUAACCGAUUCGGGACUAUGAUCUGGGUUAAGCGAGACGAUGGCAAAAUGUCAUCGCUCUCUGGACAGGAUGCACUGGCUGAUGCCUCGGCGAGAAACCAGAAGCUCGACAGCUCCAAAACUUUCCGGCCUCCUCGCCGAGCACGAAAAGGAGACAAGAACGAGAAAGAUCUUGGACUACCAGCUAAGCUCAACUCUCGCGCUUACGACCAGCUGCGAUCAUUUGUGGAGGAUUUCCUCGACUCCGGUUUCAAUCCUCUCUUCCAACAUGUUCGCAAGACAAUUGACAGAGAAGCGACAUAUGUUAUGCAGUAUCAUCGUCGACAAUUCUUCUACCUGGUAGCGUGGUUUCUAGAAGCAGAGCGUAUGAGACGUAAAGCAAGAAAACAAGCAGGCAAGAAUACUAGCGAAGAUGUCACCAGCUUCAACCUUGUUGCUGGUGUUCUGAACCAGGAGAUGUUUAUUACUCUCAAUAAGGCCCUUCACGAGUCUCUUGAAAUGAAAGACUGGGCAGAGUUGACUGCGGUCAUGCGGUGCUUCACCCAGAUUCUCCUUACGGUUCAGGAAAUGUCAGAGUCUGGUAAUGAGGAAGACGAAGAGAUCGCCGAGAACGUCCUCAGCCGUCUGUUUUACGAAGAGGCCACCCACGAUGCAAUUGCAAAUAUCAUCAGAAGCUACAAAGACCAAAACUUCAACUAUCUUGAUGCCGCCACAGAGCUCGUCCAUCACUUUUUGCGUAUCCUAGAAGGAUACUCUAAGCAGAACAUCGACAUGCAGGUUCGUUCGCGGAAGCGCACUCGACGGAAGAAGAAGGCAACACAAGACGCAGCAGGAGUUGGCAACGACAGCGAUAAUGAUGAGAACGACGGUUCAGAUAAUGAUGCCCAAUCCGCUGAGCGAACCACAAAGGAACGUAAAUUCGACUUCCAUCGCUUCGCCACACGGUUCACACCCCAGUCGGUGGUCGACACAUUUUUCGCCUUUACCAAAUAUUAUCGCGAUCUGACUGAUUCGCAAUUGAAGCGAGCGCAUCGGUACUUCUACCGUGUAGCUUUCAAAGCAGAGGCGAGUGUCAUGCUGUUUCGUGUCGACAUCAUUCACCUCUUCUAUAACAUGACCAAAGGACCGGCUGCGCUAGACAAGUCGUCCAACAUGUACAAGGAAUGGGAAGAGCUUGUGAAGCAGAUUCUAAGAAAAUGCUUUAAAAAACUUGAGCAGCGCCCAGAACUCCUCGUAGAAAUGCUGUUCAGUAAGGGAUCAAGUGCUGCCUUCUUUCUCGAGUACGGCUUUGAACGGCAGACAGUCACUACAGCCAGCAAGUCAAAGCCUGCAACUGAGCUUGUGUUCAAGAACACCGAAGAAUUGGAUCGACAGAUUGCUAUCGUGGUGGGAGCGAUGCUAGACAAGAACCAGGCAGACCACAUUGCUUGGAUCAAGAAGAUUCUUGGUGAGGCCGAGAGCGAGCGUCGAGCCUUUGCGGUGGCUGAGGAGGCGAUGGCCUCUGUUGAACCGGCGCAAGAAGACUUGGAGGAACAGCCAACAGAGUCGGGGCCCAAACCGCCCCCUAUCUUCUUCGUUCGUCCGGAUGAUAAUGCCCGCCGGACUGCUAUGUUCAAGAACUCUCAUAUGCGACUCCUCAUGAAUCUUGCUGGUCUUAACCUUCUGGGUCCGGCUUCAGAAGAAACACCCGAGUCUGCUUGGAUCAUACCUGCCGAUGUCACAGCAGAUUCUCUCAAGGAUGCUAUCCAUUACAUCAAUCAAGCCGAGUUUAGCCCCCCAACCUUUGAUGAGGGUGUUCUCGCAGAGCAUCAGCUAAAGCGCAAGGUUGCUCCGCGGAAAAGAGCCGCCUUCGAUGACGAUGAAGAGGGCGAGAACGAUGAUGCGAUGUUCGAAGCGCUUGGCCCUACGGUGCGCAAGGCUAUUGAUGAUGACAGACCCAAAAAGUUGCCUAAGAAAAGGAAACCCCGCAAGGAGCUCACCGAAGAGGAGAGGGAGCAGAAACGCAUAGAGAGGCGUGAACGCGAGUACAAAAAAGAAAAGAUAUACAAGUCACAGGCGCGGGUUAGGAGAGAAGACGAUGAGACGGACGAGGAGUAUGAUGCGAUCUUCUACGCUCGAGAGCUUGCAUCCAAAGAGCAAAACGAUCAAAUUUACAUGGCUGCCACUAGGCCGGGUCUUGUCUCUGUAGCGAAGAAGUCUACAAAAAAGCCCGCUAAGAAGAAUGCAAAGACAGCUACAGAGAGCGAGUCAAGUGAGGAGGAUGAGGAUGAGGAUGAGAGCGAGGAAGAAGAGGAGGUGGGGGAAGAGGAAGAGGAAGAAGAAGCUGAUUCAGACAACGAUGGCAUGGCGUUUAUACGCAAUGCAAUGAAUAACACUCUUGAAGAAGAGGAGGAGACAGAAGAAGCACAGCCGGAUGGCAGUGAUGGAGAGAGCCGUAAAAGGAGACGUAUCAGCGUGGAAAAGACACAGCCUGGCAAAGAUGAAGAAAUGAGUGGCAUAGACAAAGAAGGAGAAGACGACGAGGAUGAUAUGCCUGUUGCUGCUGCUGCUCGAAGACCCCGGGUACGUGGUGGCUUUGUUAUCAGCGAAGAUGAAGAUGAGGAUGAGUAG